UGACCGAAGAUGACACGUGCGUCAUGAGCUGUGACUAUUUUUCCAUUUUGGUAAGAGUUAGAUGGAUUGGAUAUAGACUACAUUAAUUACAGUUCUUUUCCGCGGAUGCCAGGCUCUCCCAAGGUACCAAUUACUCAAGGUGUUACCGCAGUCGCGAAAGAGGCCUUUUGGAAGGGCGCAAACUACGAUGACAUCGAUUUGCCAAACCAGGCAAACACUGCACUUGCAAAGCUCACGAUGAAACAUUAUGGAACAGAUCCGUGACUACCUAGAGGCUCAGGAGAGGCUCCUCCACCUGUCAAAUUUAUCAAACAAACAAUCAUUGUUCAAUUUCUCGGGAGCCAACGCGAUUCUACGAGAGUUCCAAAACAACCUAUCGGCAGUUCACGACCCAAAAGCACGCAUUUUGACCGCCCUCUAUAUUCCAACAUUCAUAUUAGCGUUUUGUGGAAAUCUGUUGACAAUUUAUGUUAUUCUGAAACAUCGGGAGUUGAGGAAAGUAAAAAACGUCUUCCUAGUAAACUUGGCAUUUGCUGAUAUUGCCGUAACGAUUGUGUGCAUGCCGCCACAGGUUGGGAUGACUCUAUAUCGACUGUGGAUUUACGGGGAAUGGCUCUGUAAACUAUCUGCUUAUCUUCAAGGUGUGUCGGUGACGGCAAGCGUCUUCACCCUGUCCGUGAUGAGUAUAGACCGAUUCCUGGCGGCCAAACAACCACGUCACAUCCGGCGGUUGACAACAUGGCGAAGUGCGGCAAAGACACUUGUUGUAAUCUGGGGCCUACCAUGUAUAUUCAUUGGGCCAGUGCUAUACGUUCGGACAGUAAAAAGUGUCGAACUCCCAAUGGUGACGGCAAAGUUCUGUGUAGAGGACUGGGCGGAGCCUUCCCAUCGCGUAAUCUAUGUGAUAUUCCUACUUAUUGUUACAUACGCUUUACCUAGUGUUGCAGUUGGUUGCAGCUACCUAAUGAUAGGCCACUACGUCAUAUCCGCCGACAAACGCCAGACUAAUCCGACUUGGAAAAAUAUAAGCAGGCGCGUUGUGCGCAUGCUCGUAGUUCUUGUAAUGGCAUUCAUUAUCUGCUGGUUGCCAUACAAUAUUAACUCUUUAACGGUUGAUAUUGUUCAAAACAAUCUUGGACUGCAAAUCUUACCAUUCACGCUUUGGUUGGGCCAUACACACAGCGCAGCAGAUCCCAUUAUUUAUUACUCAUUGCACAAAAACCUUCGGUUUUACAUGCGAGACACGCUAACAUCUGGAUGCCGCAACAGCUGCGAGAAAAAAAACAACAGCAACAACUGCACGCCAGUCCCUUUGCGGUGACCGAAAUGUACAUGACAACAGAAAUCCCGAUAUUUAUAUCUAUUGAUAUCAGUGAUUGUCUGUGUCGCGCCCAUCCGGAUAUGAACAUGAUGGAUGGUGUCAUACUAAUAUUUCUUUUCAUUUGUAUUCAGAUUCGCGUUUUACCCUCUCUAGCUUGCAAUGUAGUAGAGUAUUUUAGAUAUUUUUUACUUAUUUUCUUCAGACUCGCAGUCUUUAUAGUUCCCAAGUUCCACGAGUCAGGCGUUCGCUCUGCAGCUAGUGUAUAGAGUCCGAUUAUGCAUUAUUGGGUUCCCCUCAGGCCUCGUUCCCAUUUAUUGGUUUUCUAAUAAAAUUAUAUAAGGUACACGUCGACUAUAUAUCGUUUGCUGAUGAUCACAAAGAAGCAAGCAAAAACUUAUUCAUGAGAUUACUGACAAAUCACAACCUCCGUAUGGUCAUGAUGGAAGAUAUUCACUCCGUAUAGGUGCAUAUCCGCAUGGGUAUGGGCAGGAUCCAUAUGUGAGAUAUUCACUCCGUAUCGGUGCAUACCCGCAUGGGCGCCGUACAAUCGUUUGUUUUGUUUACGACAAGCGCAGUUCUGCUACUGAGAGCAGACGUGUGAUAUAUGGAAACACUUGUAAAUACUACUAGUAAAUUGGCAAACUUUGCCAUUCCUGCGUGUCGUUGGUUGAAAUGGAUACACGCAAACGAAUCUGUCUUCUGAGUAAACAUUGUUUGUUGAUCAACUUUAUACGACUUAACUGUUGAUACUUGUACUGUACUGGUCUCGCAUAAUCCCCCUUUCCUAAGCGAUUCCACUGACGAUGAGUAGUCAUUACGAAUUGGGCGUAAGGGGAGUCAUCUUCGCAUAAUGAAAUACAUUGGCAUAAAUACACCAUGUUUCUCGUUUUCAUACGCGCCGCCAUCAUCAUCACCAGUGCGUCUUAUACCGUCAUCUGCAUCCACAAUGAUUUAAGCGUGACAAGCAUGAUCCUCAUCAUCACUGUCAUCGAUCGUCAUCGUCAUCAGCACCGUUAGAUAUUUGAUCAUCAUCACACGAUACUGCGUCUCACCCGUCAUAUCAGGCAAUGAUCCCCAAUAUGCGAGU
This is a messenger RNA of Lineus longissimus, 2408 nucleotides long. Its product is annotated as neuropeptide FF receptor 2-like. Gene Ontology annotation, cellular component: plasma membrane. The coding region runs from base 248 to 1321 and encodes 357 amino acids. The record is from RefSeq and is a predicted model, not a curated record. Gene Ontology annotation, molecular function: neuropeptide Y receptor activity; peptide binding. Gene Ontology annotation, biological process: cellular response to hormone stimulus; G protein-coupled receptor signaling pathway. NCBI's taxonomy places the organism in Eukaryota, Metazoa, Nemertea, Pilidiophora, Heteronemertea, Lineidae. The transcript has 3 exons.